UAGCGCACAUACACGUACCACACACGUUCGCUCUAUAUGCGUGUACUGUCAUAUUGCACACGAUAUGAAUCCUGAAAACAUGACAGACAUGUUUCUGGCUCAUGCAGUAAAAUAUAUCUGGCGAGGCACACGAAACGCACCCAGCAUCCUGCACCAAUUAGUCACUCGUGAAACGAGGGGACCAAAAUGUUCUUGAUAUGCGCGCCGACAAGAGAGAAUCAACAAGCGUAUUAGAAUUUUGUGAUUUGCCCAGAUAGAAAAGAAAUUUCUCCUCUCUUUCUCUCUCUUCGCUAACUCUCUUCAUCAUGGCGCUUCUUCUGCUUGUCCGCAUGUUUGAACGGUCUCAUCAUCAAAAAACCAACAAGAUAACCGGGCCAACUUAUGCUUGAAUGAUCCUAUCGGCUGCUAGCGUCUUAUGCCAACUGGACCCGAGCGGAAAUCGAUGGACGGAUAUUCGAACAUGGCACUACUGUGUUUGUCUUUCCGUUAACUGCUUGAGUUAUCCAUUGUGACGGAUAAUGUGGACAUUAUAGGAUUUGGAUGGCAAUUUGCAAGCAAUAAAACGGCAGACCGAUUAACCGAUGAGAUCGGAUGCGGAACUAAUAGAAGACUGAAGGUUUGACCUGUCAAUUGGCUGGAUUGAGCGGGAACGCGGCUACACGGGCCCGGCGGUGUAUAACACACGUAUCGACGUGUCGGUUCCCAUCGCCGAUCAUAUUGUGGGAAGCUGUAUACUACUAUGAGUACCAGUAUGGGUCGGGAUCGAUCGGGGCAUGAUGAUUGCUGCGCGGACAGGGACAGUAUGGCCGGCACAACUACACCGAUACGCAGUGCUAGCUGCCCGUCCGCUUCCUCUCCCAUCCGCCGCCGCUACACCCUACUGAACUCCGACACAUCCGACUCCUUAGCCGCCUCCCCGCGCAGCACCACGUCACCACCGUACGGGCCGCCUACGCCCAGCAAUCGGCCGCAACAUGCCUAUGCUAAGCGUCCCAGCGCUGUUGCGGCAACCGCGGCAGUGCCGAUCAACAGUCCCAAUAUACCUUACAAUAGUAGUUCCGCUCUGUCACAGACAGCAUCCUGUACAUCCGCUGAUUAUAAUUCUCAUAAUUCCUAUUCAUCUGUCGAUCACUGGGAAUCCAGUACGAGUACCGGCAGCAGUACACCGUGCAGUCAGCCGCAUACCGUCGAUGUCGCCGGGAUUAUUAGCGCAUCGACAACAACUACAACAGCACCUGCUGCUGCUACACCCAAAGCGCCUGGCAAAUCAUCACCUUUCCGCGGGACACUCAAUAGUUUUAUCCGCUUACUGGCCGAUUGCACGGGCAUUAAUCAGUCCCGCCGUGAUCAUGCUGCCGGUCCACGGAAUAGUCAUCACCAUGCCGCCCGUGUACGACUGCGCGUGAAUAUGGCCAGCGCACAAGCCAGCCACUCAUACGAUAUGGUGCAUUUUAUUGCCGGCGGACAGCGCUUCUGCUGUCCGGAAUGGAUACUGGCCACGCAUCCCGAUACACUGCUCGGUAAUGCCGAUAAGCGGCGCCGCUACUAUUCGACGGCACGCAAAUGCUAUGUAUUUCCCGAUACCCUGCCCGAUGUGUUUAACGCGGUGUUGGAAUACUAUGAAGGGGAAAUGUUGAUGCGGCCGGGCCGUGUCGGACUGCGUGUUUACCUGGAACAGGUGGAGCUCUUUGAGCUGGAUCCCAAGGAGGUGCAGGAUCUUCUGAUUAGAGAAGGUAUCCGAUUUGAACACUUCACCCAAGGGCAUACGCAUAUCAAUUAUGAGCAUUUUAAGCAUCCUCUCCAUGCCCAAUUAUGGGAUAUCUUGGAGAAUCCGGAAACUGGUGUAUGGGCCAAAUUUAUUAGUGCACUGUCGAUGGGAUUAACGCUGCUGUCUGUUGUGUUAUUUUGUCUGGAAACCUUACCGGAACUGGACUAUCUCGACGUGGACGGAGAGGCCUCCUAUUCCGCACCACGCAAUCCUAUUUUUAUACUGAAUACCAUUUGUGUAGUGUACUUUAGUUUGGAGCUGAUAAUACGUUUUAUUGUCUGUCCAAGUAAAAAAGCCUUUGCUAAGAACUGGAUGAACUGGGUGGAUUUAUUCGCUGUUGUGCCUUAUUUCGUGACCUUAACCAUGAUUCUGGGUGAUGUUAAAUUCCAAGGUCAAACGUCCAAGUUUGCUGCCGUCAGAGUUAUCAGAUUAUUCAGGAUACUAAGGAUAUUCGACCUAUCACGCCACUACAAACUCAAAUCCGUCGGUGUACUAAUCCAGGCUAUUAAGAAUAAUUUCGAUAUAAUUGCCGUCCUGAUAUUCCUUCUCAUCAUCUGCGACAUCCUGUUCUCCGGCUUUAUCUAUGCCGUCGAGGGCGGACCCAAUACGGCCUACACCAGUAUCCCGGCCGGUUUCUGGUGGGCGGUCAUCAGUAUGACCUCCGUCGGAUACGGUGAUAGUGUGCCGAAGCGAGCCGCCGGACAGUUUGUGGCCUGUGUAUGCGGUGUGGUCGGGCUGAUUUUUAUCGCCUUCGUCCUGCAGUCGAUCGCGUCGGAAUUUCACGCCCUAAUGAAGACCUAUUCAGAGUACAAUGCCUAUUUGAAACUGUACGAUCACGACAAACGGGCGGAACAUCACACAGUGCGGAGUAAACUGCUGGCGGAAGACGACUAUCUGGGUCCGGAGAUCACCGUGUCGGUCAAUGGAGCGGAAUUUAUCUUUAAGCAAUACGAACUGGAUAAUUAUCCCAAUUCUCUUCUCGGAAACGUGGAAAAACGCCGGCCUUACUACAAUCCCAAAGAAAAACUCUACUUUUUUCCUCGUAACACAGAUAUUUUUCCGGCCAUUCACUAUUACUACCGUUCGAACGGUGCCCUACAACGUCCGCCCUACAUCAGUCUGCGUCGAUUUAUCGACGAAGUGGAGUUUUUCCAGCUGGGCCGGGAAGCCAUAAUCCCGUUGCUGGAAUUAGAGGGUAUCUACAUUGUGGAAACCCAAGAACCGGAUUCUCCCCGGCAAAAAUACUGGUUUCAUGUCUUUGAGAAUCUGGAAUACAAUACCCUGGCGAAGAUCGUGGCGGCCAUCUCCAUCGGCGCCACCGGCACAUCGGUGCUGGUAUUCUGUCUGGAGACCAUGGAAGUUUUCCAAUCGUGGAAUUGUUCUCUGCCGGACAGCUACCUAAACAACGCCAGCCAGCUGCACGUGGAUCCGCAUUACCAUCAUGUCUACAAUACAUCGCGCGCCACUUUCGGUACCCUCUUCACCGAGAACUGUACCGGCCCGGCGGCACUGUUUAUUGUGGAGACGAUGUGCGUCACAUGGUUUAUUUUCGAGCUGAUUAUCCGCUUUGCGGUGAGUCCACGCCGGUGGAAAUUCCUCCGCUCCGCGUUGAACUUUAUAGAUUUCCUGGCCAUCUUACCGUACUUUGUCUCGUUGGCGGAGCUAUUCUACGGCGAAACCAGCACCCUGGUGGUGGUCAACACCCUGGGGCUGUUGCGGACGAUCCGUUUAAUUAAAUUAGUCCGUUUAUUUAAAUUCAGCCGGCACUCCCGCCGCAUCCAGAUGAUCGCCGAGAUCCUCAAAGCCACGUGGGCGGAGCUGGGUUUGGCGGUGUAUUUUCUCCUCAUCGCCUCCGUAUUGUUCGGGAGUUUGGCGUAUAUUGCGGAGACCGAUAGUGAGGGUGAGGAGCAUAUUUCGUCCAUCCCGCGCGGCAUGUACUGGGCGUGGAUUACCAUGCUGACCAUUGGCUACGGGGAUGUGGUGCCCAUGACGGCGUGGGGCAAACUCGUCGGCAGCGUGUGCGCCGUCAUCGGUCUCGUGUUCUGGUCGAUCCCCAUGACCUUUGUUAGUGAUAAAUUCGAUGUGUAUCGGCGAUUGUACAAGGAUCGUGACUACUUGAUGGGCCUGCUGCAGAAGUUGAAGUUGGAAGCACAACAGGAGUUGCAGCAAGAAAGCAUGAGAAAAACAGAAAAUGGACCAAACGUGACCCAGCCUUUAUUAAUCGUCAGUGAUAAUUCGGGUGAAAAUAUUCCCCUGGAUGACCGGCACACAUUCCGGCGUACAUCCAGUCGUAAGAGCGUCUCCCUAUCGGCACUGAACCACUCCUGUCAGCCCGGCUCAACAUCCAUACUCAGUUUGCAGUUCGGCGAUGAAGUGCGGAGUAUUGACGGGGAAAAUAGUAGACCGGUAUUUGGGGCACUGGGCAUAACAUUGAACACCGAUGCCACACCAGCGACACCGGCGCACGGCUACACUUGAAAGAGCAUGAGAAAAAGAAAGCGAUGGGGAGAGAACGGGACCAUUCUCCAACGUAAACAUACUCUUUUCCUACAAACAAUACUACUCUUUUCCAGUCCAAGUGUGAAUGUGCACUGUGUACUUAAGAGAAAGUGGCCAAUUUUUUUGAUCAAGCAGAAUGUACUGGCGAUCGAUGGUGUUUUUGGCGGUACAAAUUACCCGUCACACUGCUGUGAUUUUUGCUCAUUUGUCUGGUGACCUUUACGGACUAGUCGGAGAGGCGCGUGGGUGUGCAAGUGUAAAAUUGUGGUCUAACGUCUUUAUUCUGAAAAUUUGUACAGCUGAAUGGCAAU
Messenger RNA from Paramacrobiotus metropolitanus, 4578 nucleotides. RefSeq lists its product as uncharacterized. The coding region runs from base 740 to 4246 and encodes 1168 amino acids. NCBI's taxonomy places the organism in Eukaryota, Metazoa, Tardigrada, Eutardigrada, Parachela, Macrobiotidae. Gene Ontology annotation, molecular function: delayed rectifier potassium channel activity. Gene Ontology annotation, biological process: protein homooligomerization; potassium ion transmembrane transport. Gene Ontology annotation, cellular component: membrane; voltage-gated potassium channel complex. The transcript has 6 exons. The record is from RefSeq and is a predicted model, not a curated record.